UCCAGCCGUCGAUUGUCAGUGGGUUAUGCGGAAACGAUAGACUCGUCUGGCAAACUUAACUAAAAAGAGAAUUAGCUAUAUGCCGUGAAAUGCAAACCUAGCAGUCUCUUGACAUCACCACAGCUGCGCUAUAUAGACAGCUCGUUUAGGGUAUGGUAAUGAUCAGUCGGCUUCACUGAACCAUUGUUUGAACCUACGGGACGGGAGUGGCCCUCUGGAACGCAUGGGAAAUAAUUAUGCUUUAAAGGUACACGGGAGACAGGCUAGACUAGAGGCUACACAUAUUUAGACAAGAGGUAUCCGUAGGCAAUAGACGAUUCUUCUCAUCGUCACAGUUUCCAUCAUGGCGUAUGCUGCAUAUUGGACCAGCCUUCAGAGAACAGGUCCUAGUACCACACUUGGAGAGAAGCAGGUGGAUGACAGGCCUUAUGAUACUCGAGCUGCUGCAGCCUCUAAGGCUCAGCCUGAUUAUGACUGCUGUCAAUGCUUUCAGAACGCACCCAAAGGUUACCAAGAGUUACCGAGUGAGUCGGUCCCACCCGAGUUGUUCCACCCCAGUUCGCAGCCCAGACAAUAUUCAUCCACUUCAGUGGCCCAGGUUGCCGUGAAUCCAGCACAAUUUGAGAGUGCAUCUGCCGCCUCGACCAUGGCUACGAAGCCAAGGGCGGAGUCCGUGACAGUGGGUGGAACCACAGCGAGUGGUGUCGCAGCGGGAGGAAGUCCUACGACAGCCGGGACAAAGCAGAGUGGAGCGGCCAAAGUGAAGAUGCCAGAGACGACACUUGUCUCUCCAAACGCUGCUGGAGCAGGUGCUACUAUUAUUGACAUACCAACACCUGGGACCAGAGGCAGUCCUAAAGACACCCCGAAGACUGCACCCAUGCACCCUGCCAAAGCUACACCUCCUGCCCCUGGGGGAGUAAACAUUGUCGGAGUGUCGGCGACACCGUGGAGAGCUGACGUACCGAAGCUCCAAGAGUCCCCGAAACAGGCAGCCAAGAGUGUGCCCACCACAUCAAGCAAAGCUGACAUGGCUAAAAAGGAUCUUGCUAAGUUGCCCCAGGCUGUUUCUGCAGGCGGUGCCGCGGCUGGAGGCCCCUCUCAGAAAGGUCCAGAGACCAAGGUACAGGUGGAAGUAGGUCCCCCAGCAGCCAAGACAGCCAAAGAGGAGCUUGCUGCGGACCCCUUUGAUGCCCUGGCUAAUUUCCUGCCCUCGUCAGACAAUCUCGCCCCUGCUGCCCCCGUAUACACCGGGCCAGAGGUUAUAGAGCAUGGCUUGACCCAUCAGGAGGGAGUGAUAUGUGGGGGGAACAACUGCCCACUGCCCCCAGGAUACCGAUUUGAGGACAUGGCCCUAGUUGCAGAUGUCAAGCCAAAGGAUGUCCCGAAACACAUGAGCACAGAUGAAGCGCUGGACUCCCUCUCCUUUGGGUUCACGACCUCUACUGCUCCCAUCCCUCAGAAACAGGAGAAGAAAGUGGAGGACUUGGCUGCCAUUGAUGCUUUGUCUGCUGGCUUCUCCAACUUCGCUCCCCCUCCAGCCGCUCCUGUCAAGAAAGCUGAUUUUAAGUCUCCCGUUGUGACCAAGUCUGCUGCUCCCCCCGCGGACAAGAAAGCUAAGGUGGAAAAGAAAGCUGAGUUUAUGUCUCCCGUUGUGACCAAGUCUGCUGCUCCCCCCGCGGACAAGAAAGCUAAGGUGGAAAAGUUGGCCGACUCCCCAAUGGACACCAAGCCUGAGACAGAUGAGGGUAUGUCCCUGGAUGCUCUCAGUGCUCUGGGAGACACUCUGGCUGCUCCAGAACCAGUGCCCGAACCUCCCAAGAUCAGACCUGAGGACAUUGUCACGGAGGGCAAACUGACAUCGGAGGCGGGUGUGUUUGUGGGUGAGAGGGACGACACUAUCCCACCAGAGUACAGGUUCACCAAGGACAAAGUCAAAGACCUGCCUCCUCCCAAGAAAGAGCCUUCCAUGGACUCUGGCGAGGCUCUGGACAUCCUGUCAGGUGACUUCAUGUCUUCCUCUGUGGCUCCAUCUGUCCAGGCUCCUGUCCUCUGCCCCCCAGCUCCUCCCAAACAGGCCAAAAUAGAUGAUUUAGCAGCCCUGGAUGCCUUGGCUGGAGACUUUGUGGCCCCUACUAAGGCCUCCGCUGUCCAGGCCCCCGUGGUGCCUCACUUCGACAACCCCCCACAGAGCGCCGUUUGUACAUUUGACCUUGAAGCCCCCAGCAUGUCCCCUGUUGUAACCGGAGCCACUACUAAACCCGGAGCCACUACUAAACCCGGAGCCACUACUAAACCCGGAGCCACUACUAAACCCGGAGCCACUACUAAACCCGGAGCCACUACUAAAACCGCUGCCACUACUAAAACCGCUGCCACUACUAAACCCGGAGCCACUACUAAACCCGCAGCACCUACUAAAACCACCACUGAUGAGGGUAUGUCCCUGGAUGCUCUCAGUGCUCUGGGAGACACUCUGGCUGCUCCAGAACCAGCGCCUGAACCUCCCAAGAUCAGACCUGAGGACAUUGUCACGGAGGGCAAACUGACAGAGAUGGAAGCUGUGCUUGUGGGUGAAAGGGAUGACACUCUCCCACCAGAGUACAGGUUCACAGAGGACAAAGGCAAAGACCUGCCUCCUCUCAAGAUAGAGCCCUCCAUGGACUCAGGUGAGGCUCUGGACAUCCUGUCAGGUGACUUCAUGUCUUCCUCUGUGGCUCCAACUGUCCAGGCUCCUGUCCUCUGCCCCCCAGCUCGUCCAACACAGGCCACAGAUGACUUUGCCUUGGAUGCCCUGGCAGGGGAAUUUGUAGCUCCAACUGUUGCCCCUGCAGUCAAAUCUGCUGCUAACCGCCAGCUGUCUACAGGGACGGUAGAUGCUCUGGAUGCCUUGUCAGACACCUUAGUGAACAUGACUCCUAUCCCAGAGCCCGUUCCUGUCUCAGUCAGGGACAUCGUCAAGGAGAAGAAGAUCAUGGAGGAGAAGCUUAUCAAGAUGGGGGAGAGAGAUGUCAGCCUUCCAGCUGAGUACCGGCACACAGAGAAAGACCUUAAGGCAGAGGCCAAAGCCCAGGCGGAUGUUAGGCCCAAGCAGCCAUCUAUGGAUGACAGCAGUGCCCUCGACCUCUUGUCUAGUGACUUCUCUUCCUCACCUUGUCCUGCUGCAACCUCAGUUGUGACAACAAAGCAGACACAGCCCAGUCUGGAGAGCAACAGCAAGUCACGGUCUAAGUCAAAGAAACAACAGGAGGAGAACCCAUCUGCCAAAGACCACCUGUCUGGAAAGAUGAGUUCAGAUGUAGUGCCAGGAUCCAAAAAUAAGGGUGGCAAGAGCUAGACCUCUAGGUUUCUAGCGCACUACAUGUCCCCUGCCACAUGGAGGCGCCACUAGAGGGAGCUGCUGUGAACGAUGAUUCUAUUUUUCUAAAUGGUGGAGAAUGUAUACUGGAUGAAAAACAAACAUGACCACACACACACACACACACACACACACACACACACAGAGACACAGACACAUGCUGUGUGCAAUGCCUUUCCUGCUUGGUUUCGCACAUGACAGAAGAUUGUACUUGUUUUGGUUUCUUUCCUUUGAGAUGAGGAGAGCAAAAUAAAGAGAGAGUGAGAGAGAGAAGGCGA
Messenger RNA from Oncorhynchus gorbuscha (pink salmon), 3636 nucleotides. Its product is annotated as calpastatin-like. Lineage: Eukaryota; Metazoa; Chordata; Actinopteri; Salmoniformes; Salmonidae. The transcript has 33 exons. Gene Ontology annotation, cellular component: cytoplasm. The coding region runs from base 344 to 3337 and encodes 997 amino acids. The record is from RefSeq and is a predicted model, not a curated record. Gene Ontology annotation, molecular function: calcium-dependent cysteine-type endopeptidase inhibitor activity.